This is a messenger RNA of Brassica oleracea var. oleracea, 820 nucleotides long. RefSeq names its product mavicyanin-like. NCBI's taxonomy places the organism in Eukaryota, Viridiplantae, Streptophyta, Magnoliopsida, Brassicales, Brassicaceae. The transcript is spliced from 2 exons. Gene Ontology annotation, cellular component: plasma membrane. Gene Ontology annotation, molecular function: electron transfer activity. The record is from RefSeq and is a predicted model, not a curated record. Bases 91 to 666 code for a protein of 191 amino acids.
GAAAAAAAGUACUCUCUGGUAACUUUACAAGUCCAAGAAAUAUUUUUUGUUAGAGCUCCCUCCCUUUGAUAUCAAUCCAAAAUACAAGAAAUGAGUCCACUGAAGAAGAUCACUCUCGUUACUAUUAUUGUUUCGUUUUAUACGUUUUCAUCAUGUGUUUCAAGCACUGAGUUUGAAGUUGGAGGAGAUGAUGGUUGGCUCGUACCACAAUCUAACAAGACUCAUGGAGAUGUGUUUAACCAAUGGGCUUCACACAACCGCUUUAAAGUUGGCGACACUGUUCGUUUCAAGUACAACAAAGACUCAGUGUUAGUUGUGUCAUCAGAAGACGAGUACAAGAAAUGCAAAACUACUAAACCGCAUUUUUAUUCGAACAAUGAGGAUACUGUUUUUAAACUAGACCGUCCCGGUUUCUUUUACUUCAUUAGCGGUGUCUCGGGCCACUGCGAAAAGGGUCAGAAGAUGAUCAUCAAAGUUAUGGAGCCGGAGGAGUCUACUCCAGAUUCUCCUUCUCCUUCGUCCCCUUCUUCAUCUUCUUCUUCUCCUCCAUCUCUCCCGGCCUCUACUCACAAGAAGAGCAAUGCCUUGAAAACAACAGUCCAGUUCAGUAGUUCCGGUUUUGUUGUCUUUGCAAUUAUAGCUGUUUCUGUUUUUGGUUGGGUUUAGUUUAAGAAGAUUUUAGGCCAGUUUAGCAUUUUGUUCUCUUGAGGUUCUUCAUUCACCAUCAGUCCAUCAGGCUGCUUCAUUCUUAGGCACUCACUAUUUCGAAUAAACACAUUGAUUUAUGUUUCAAUCAAAAUAUGUUUUCUCUUUUCUUGUA